CUAAACAGAGCCUUUCUCGCGCCCAGUCGAUCGUCACACUCUCUCUCUCUCUCUCGUCGCGGCAACAACACCAGCGUGGGCUCGUCCAAGUAAUCCUCAUCUCUUCUUCUUUCCUCUCGCUCUCGCUCUCGCUCACUCAGACCCUGACAAUCUCUUCGCGUUACCCUCACAGAUUGUCUGUAGCAGCAGCGACUUCGUCACCGGUUCUCCCUCUGACAUUCAGGAUGUGUGAACAUUUAUUAGAUUGCUGUACUUGAUACGAAAGUUCCUUUUCUUGAUUUACCACAAGAUUACCUUUUAUAUCAGUUGGGCGGAGAGAAUUAACUAGCUAUUUCUGUAACCAGACAUCAUUACUGCUAGUAUCGACGAAGUCUCAUCAAAUACAAAGCCUUUGAUUCGUCAAAUAUGGAAAUUGCCCAAGAGAGUUAAGAAACUAAUGGAGAUGAUUCCUCAUCUGUCUCAUGACUUUCAAACAUUUCCAGAAGGUGCUUUUACUUAGCUACAUCCUACAGUUUGGCUGGAAAGAGGACAGAAGCAUAUGCAUUGUACUGCCGUGCCCAUUCUCUAGCUAAUGAUGCCCUUAAAAAAUUUAAAAGUCUGACUACUGCUGAUCAGGUAAUGAUCAAGAAAUUGAAGAUGUUAUAUGAUGACAGCAGGUCUAACAGCUGCAUAGAACAUGCAACAGGAAUUAGAGGAGGAGAAGGCUCCGGAGAAUCUCUCGAAAAAAAUCUCUACGAUAUCAUUAACUGGAGCUGAUAAGGAGGGGUUCGAUAUGUUUGGCAAGUGUGUUGGCUUUGUUAAGUUCAAUGCAGAUGUGGUUGAUAAGGCAACAGGAAAGAAGGUUCCAGGUAUUGUGUUUGCACAUGGGCCAGCAGUAGCUGUGCUGAUCCUUUUGGAGUCGGAUGGCAACACUUUUGCUAUGCUUACUGAGCAAGUACCGAAUGCAUUGAGUGGCCACCGUGAAUCUACAGAUUAUGAGACCGAUGAGAACCCACAUACACCACCACCAGAUGAUGAGGUUGUAAUUAAAGUUUCUUUGGAUAGUUCGCGUAUACCAAUAGUCCAAUUGGCAGAGGGACUUCUUAUUAGUGACGAUCCGUUGCAGUUUACAAUCUUUUUUGUAUUUAUUUAAUUUUUGAAAUAAAUAUCAAAUGUUUUAUAUUUUCUGUAAGCUUGAAAUUAAUUAUAUUGUAAAUGAUGUCUUUUUUGUGUUUCUUU
Molecule: messenger RNA, 1218 nt
Organism: Camellia sinensis
Lineage: Eukaryota; Viridiplantae; Streptophyta; Magnoliopsida; Ericales; Theaceae
Source: RefSeq, a predicted model, not a curated record